UUAAGAAAAAUUUUAAAAUCCAUAUGUAAAUCUCUCGAAAAGCUUCACCCCUUCCUACUAGGUCCAAAUUUUUUCAUAGUAUCACUAUGUCAUUGUUGUUUAUAAGAAGUACGAUUUGAGGAAAGAGAAGAGAAUACACAUUUCAUUACUUCUGCAUGCUACAUACUUCUUGAAAGGAAAGCUCUUCGAGAGAGAGAGAGAGAGAGAGAUGGCUGAUUGUGUUGCUGAUAGUGUUGUAGCCUUUCUGCUAAAAAAACUAGACAAAUUGCUCGUAGAAGAAGUGCAACUCCUUUCAGGAGUGGAAGAUGAUAUUCAGUGGAUCAAAAUUGUGCUUGAAGGCACAAAAGCGAUCCUAAAGAACGCGGAUAAAAGAAGAGAGAUUGAUGAAGUGGAGGACAUUUGGGUUCGACAAGUGCGAGAUGUGGCGUAUGAUGCUGAGGAUAUCCUUGACAAAUUCAUCUUCCAAAUUGCAAACAUGCGAAGGAGGAGAGGAUUCAUCAAGAAUCUGAUCUCACCUUCAUCUUCAAUUAAAAAACAAUGCAUCAAGCAUACGGUUGCAACUGAGAUAAAGAGAAUUAGAGCUCGUUUUGAUGAUAUUGCAAAGAUAAGGCUCCAGCUCAACCUUCAAAUGGGAGAAGAAGAAGGGAGCUGUUCGAAUGCUAUUGCAGCUAGAGGGGCAUAUACGCGAGGGAUGUCCUCUUUGGUUGAGGAGGCAGACAUUGUUGGAAUUGAAGAGAAAGUGAAGCAAGUAGGAGGAUGGUUGCUAGAUGGUGACCUGCAUCCCAAGGUAAUUUCAAUCUUAGGUAUGGGUGGAUUAGGGAAAACUACUCUUGCUCAAAGAAUUUACAAUUAUGAUCCUAUUAAGGAACACUUUGUUUAUCGUUCAUGGGUUACUGUCUCACAGUUGUUCAACAAAAUAGAGAUUUUGAAUGUCAUUCUUAGAGGAUUCGAUGAAAAACAUGUAGAGGAGAAAGACAUAGGCCAUUUGCAGAGAAAGCUCCAUGCACAUCUACAUGACAAGAGGUAUCUUGUGGUAUUAGAUGAUGUGUGGAGCGAGGAUGUGUGGGGAGAGGUGCACAGUGCAUUUCCUAAUUCAGAUAAUAAUGGAAGUAGAUUUGUCAUUACAACUCGUACAGCAGAAGCCACUUUACCGAUGAACGUAUUGAGCAAAGUCUACAUGUUGGAACAACUAACAACCGAAGAAGCAUGGCUUCUCUUCUGCAAGAAGGCUUUUUGGGGAGAAUCUGGUAACCCAUGUCCUCUGGAAUUGGAGGGAGUAGGGAGGCUCAUUGUGAAGGAAUGCGAGGGUCUCCCCCUUGCAAUUGUGGCCAUUGGGAGUAUGAUGUUCAAAAAACCCAAAACAAUUCACGUUUGGGACAAGGUUCACCGCAGUCUUGCAUUCGAACUGGACAAGCAUAAAGGUGUGAGGGGUAUUUUGACGUUAAGUUACAAGGACUUAUCGUCAUUUUUAAAGUAUUGUUUCUUGUAUUGCUGUUUGUUCCCCGAAGACUAUGAAAUUCCCCGUUCAAAAUUGAUUAGGUUAUGGGUCGCCGAGGGAUUUAUAGAAGGAAGGAGAGGAAUAACAGAGAUAGAAGCAGCGGCUGAUUCCUUCAAAGAGCUGUUGGAUCGUAGCUUGAUUCAUGUGGCAAAACCCGGUCGAACGGUUCACGUCAAAACAAUCCGGUUACAUGACGUGGUAUGGAAGCUUGGUCUUUCAUUGUUAGAAAAAGAGAUGUUUGGAACAAUUUGUGAUGGAAAAAAUAACAUAUUUCCGAAUAGAAUUCGGCACAUGUCUAUUCAAAGCGAUGAUGGUUCAAAUGUGCCUACUGUGAACGAAAUGUCCUGCCUUCGAACAUUUUUAAUGUUUGGUUCGCAAAUGUCGUCGCCCUCAUAUUUGCGUGAUUUGCUUUCUAGUGCCAAAUAUUUGAGGGUUUUGGACCUACAAGGGGUUCAUGUAGAGUGCCUACCAAAGGAAAUAGGUGACCUAAUUCACUUGAGGUACCUUGGAUUAAGAAAUGCAGGAGUUAAGAAAGUCCCAAAGUCUCUAGGGAAGUUGAAAAAUUUGGAAACCUUAGACUUGAAGGGAUUCGUGGGAGAACUCCCAAGAGAAAUCUCAAAAAUAAAAAGUCUGAUGUACUUGAGCGGUGGUCUCAUGGUUGCGAACAGAAGUUUGAGGGUUCCGAGUGGAAUAAAAGAUUUAGCUAAUCUCCAAACCUUAAAAUACAUAGGAGGAAAUUCUGAGUUUGUUAGAGAAUUAUUGUGCCUCAAACAAAUGCGCAAAUUAUAUAUUGAGUUACAGAGAAGUGAAGAUGGGGGUGUAUUGUGGGAAUCCAUUCAAAAGAUGGAUUCACUCCAUUGCCUGCGAAUAAGUUGCAUGGACUUGGAUGAAGCACUUCCUGUACACAUUGUAGCCCAAUCUCCUCCGACCACUCUUGAAAGGCUAGGCCUCAGUUGUGGUCUGCCCAGCGGGAAGCUGCCCAAUUGGGUUGAAUCUCUCCCAUGCCUCUCUCGAUUAGUCUUGGAGCAUUCCAAACUCACAGAGGACCCAUUCCUCGUCCUUCAAAGACUGCCCAAUCUCAUGGACCUCACUCUGCAUCGAGCAUCAUACUUGGGCAAUCGUACAGCCAUAUGUGGCGCUGGUGGCUUCCCUAAACUUCACCGCCUCGUUCUCAUUGGUUUAGAAGAAUGGGAAGAAUGGGGAGAAGUGGAGGAGGGAGCCAUGCCAUGCCUCCAAAGAGUAUAUAUUUGGAAUUGCAGGAAACUUAGGGCGUUGCCUCAAGGCUUCCAAUACCUCACAGCCCUCCAACUAUUGAACCUUGAGGAGGUGGGAGAUGAAUUCUUGAGCCGAUUAGAAAGAGAUUCGGGUGAGGACCGUCUCAAAGUGCAACACAUCCCCAGAAUUCGACUUUGGCAUGUAAGAGACGGGGAAGAUGUUUUUGAAGAUUUGUGAAGACUGGGAGCGGGUUCAUGGAGAUGUGUAGAAAGCGUUUGGUCCCUCCUCAAACUCAAUGUACUCACAACUCAGGCCGAGUACUUGGCUCAAGCACUACCCAAGAACUGUGCCCGAGUUGCAGUUUCGAACCCAUUGGAGGCCCAUAAAUUGCUUCAACCUGCAGGCGAGACUUUCAUGACGAUGACUAUAGAAUUUGCAGACAUCAGGUGCCAUCUAGGAUGAAAUUGGGUGUGCUUUUUGGUCAACACUCUCCCUUCUAUUUUGUAUAAAAGGAGAACUGUUUGUUUAUUAUGGUUCUUUUAUAAGUUUGUGUGGACAUUUUCAUUAAUGUGCAAUCUUGUGUUGAUAUAGCUUCCAUAUCCGUUGUUCCUAGAACAACUGGGGGACAAGUAUUCAAGGCUCUUGCUCCUUUCUCAUUUUUUCUUGAUUUACUGAAAGAAGAUAUGUAUCUCUUGUAUGCCUGCUGGUUACUGAUAUAGUAUUGGUUAAUCGGU
This is a messenger RNA of Amborella trichopoda, 3447 nucleotides long. NCBI's taxonomy places the organism in Eukaryota, Viridiplantae, Streptophyta, Magnoliopsida, Amborellales, Amborellaceae. The record is from RefSeq and is a predicted model, not a curated record.